Hydra vulgaris (swiftwater hydra) is the source of this 1872-nucleotide messenger RNA. RefSeq names its product BOS complex subunit ncln. The record is from RefSeq and is a predicted model, not a curated record. Gene Ontology annotation, cellular component: endoplasmic reticulum membrane. Gene Ontology annotation, biological process: regulation of signal transduction. NCBI's taxonomy places the organism in Eukaryota, Metazoa, Cnidaria, Hydrozoa, Anthoathecata, Hydridae.
ACUAAUGAACUUGAAAAGUUCUACCUGUAUCAAAAAAGAACAAGAAGAUUUCAGAUUUUCUAUCUUUCUUCACAUUUAAACUUAUUUUUCAAAGUAUAUAUACAUAGUCUUUUAAAUUUAAGGUAUAAGUUAUACAAUGGUUGGGGAUACAGAAAACAUCAUGGCUUUAUUUCGAGACAUGCCUACUGCAGUUUGCUUUCUAAUGAUUGUUCCAAUUAUAAUAAUUUCAGCUUCAUCUUCUGCAGUGGCUGCGUCAAAUGAUUUCCCAGUUUACAGAAUGCAACAGUAUGAUUUAUAUGGGGCUAAAUACGGUUCACGAAGUGCAUCUAUUAACUUAGAGGCCCGGUCUUUGAUAUCAGACAAUUUAAUCCGUCGUUGUGCGGUUGUUCGAAUAGCCCAACUUCAAAUAGACCAAUUACAAAAAGCGAUUUCUGAUGGAUUAAGUGCCUUACUUAUUCUGUUACCAGCUAAUAUUGAAAAAGUUUCUAAUGCAACAUUAGAGCGUAUACAGUAUUUGGAAAAUAACUUAUUGCAAGUCGAUCUUCCAAUACCAGUUUAUUUCAGUCAUGAAACAGAUGCAUUAAAAAGUUUAUUUGAAGAAAUUACAUCUAGUGUUCAUCGUGAUACUGCAACAUCUGCUGUUAAAGCCAUGACAGCAGUAGCAUCAGCAAAUAGUUUUCAUUUCUUGACCGAUGCUGGUGAAUCUCAGGUUAUAUCAGACUUUCCUAUCAUUAGUUUACAGGGAAAAUUAACUGGUCAAGGAUUAGAAGAUCAGCUUCCCACUGUUGCUAUAGUAACACAUUAUGACUCUUUUAGUAUUGUACCUAAACUGUCUUAUGGUGCCGAUGCUACAGCUUCUGGUGUUGUUGCAUUGCUUGAAUUAGCGAGACUUUUUAAUUUGUUGUACAGUGAAGUAUCAACUAGACCAAAAUAUAAUCUUUUAUUCCUUCUUGCUGGUGGGGGCAAGUUCAACUACCAAGGAACAAAAAAAUGGAUUGAACAAAAUGUUGAAUCGUCAGAAAUUAGUUUGUUAGCUGAAGCAGAUUAUGUAUUGUGCAUUGAUGCGAUUGGUCAAGGAAACAGUUUAAAUCUUCAUGUGUCAAAACCUCCAAAAGAAGGAACACAAUCCUAUCUUUUAGUUCAGGAGUUUAAAAAGGUAAUGAGUGAUCUGUAUUCUGACUCUGUUUUUAAUGUUGUACACAAAAAAGUAAAUCUUGCUGAAGAUAUGCUGGAUUGGGAGCAUGAAAGAUUUUCAAUGAGACGUUUACCCGCUGGAACUUUUUCACAUUAUGAUAAACCAACUCAAAGAGGUUCCAUUUUAGAUACAAAAAUAAACAGUGUAGCAUUGGAAAGGAACAUUAGAGUUAUAGCAGAAGGGCUAGCUAGACAUAUCUACAAUUUAUCUGGAAAAUCUUUUUCUAACAAGUUAGAGAUCUUCUCGGGGAACAUGGCUUUAGACUUAGAUCACAUCAACUCUUGGAUGAAUCAUCUUUUAUCUCAGCCUCGCUCACAACAGCUUAUAAAUAAGGAGAAUCGAUUACUUUCUGCAAUGGAAGAGAUUUUAAUACAGUAUCUACAUGAAGUUAAACGAAUAGUUACAAAGGCUGACAAAAAAGAGCCAGAGUUUGUUUUUUAUGACGUUUUUGAAUCUAAAAUGAGUGUCUACAGUGUAAAGCCAGCUUUGUUUGAUUUAAUACUUGCUAUUGGUAUUGCAUUUUAUUUGUGUAUUGUUUACAUCUUCGUUGAGAACUUUACUGUGCUAAUUGCUCUGCUUCCAACUUUAAAAAAGCAAAAAACUUAUUAGUUUGUGUUCACACCGUUUUGUUGUAUAUCGCUUUUUAUUUUUUAUAGAAUAAAAUAUUAUAUAACCUA